UCAGGACUAUUGAAGAUUUAGUAGUGCAGGUGAGUGAGUAGUAGAUCUCAGAGUUCCCAUGCUGCUUCCCAUGCCUCUCGGCUACGGUUCAGGUGGGAGAGGGGUCACUUCCCCCUUCCCCUACCCCUCACCUUCAGGCAUGAAUGCCCACUUCUGACGAAUCUGAGAGCCAUAAAAGAGGGAUCAUGAAUGAAUGAUUAAACAAUCAACCACUCAACUUGAAGUUGCCAUCUAGCUUCAACUCGCUUUUCGAUAGCCACUUUCUAUCGAUAACCUACGCGUCUUCAAUUCAGAAUAUGCCUGAACUUCAGCAGACAGAGGCGAUUACGAAAGUUUCACAACAAGACGGUGAACGCGAGGUUCCCAGCGGCGGCGUCACGCCUCCUCCGCCGCCUCCUCCGCCGCCUCCUCCUCCGCCGCCUCCUCCGCCUCCACCGACUCCAACGCCACCUCCACUGCCUGGAGAAGUGCCGAAAGUAGGCCUAGAACACUUUCCCAACGUCAUUCCUGCUUCGGCCAGUAUUAUCAGCCUUAUUGUCGCCACCCGUCUCAGUCUCACUACCACUGACGGUCACAGUGGCAAAGGGUGGGCCUUUGGCGUCGGAGAGGGACUUGACGUAACCGGAGGAUUGCUGGGGUACAACUCUUGGGAGGUAUUGACGUCAGGCGCAAAUUCAUUCGCCAUUGUCGCCACUGUUGACGCUCUUGUGGUUACCUUCAUGAUCAAUGGCUCUUCUGAGGCUGUCUUCGUUGGCAGUGGAAUAGGCGAGGAUGUGUCCGGAGGCUAUGGCAAUGAUUUCACCUGGGAAUGAGUACUAUAUGUUCGUCGCUUUAUUCUUGGAGCCCUCCCAGAAAGAUGCUGACUACAACGCACAGGUUCAAGGAUACCAAGAUAGUCUUUUGAAUUCAUCGCGUCUGCCAAAAGGGGGGAUCCGUACUAGCGUUAUAAUAUGCAUUGCCAACUUCUUCUGGUCAAACUACAAAGUUGAUACCUGGUACAACA
Messenger RNA from Suillus paluster, 1003 nucleotides. RefSeq lists its product as uncharacterized. The record is from RefSeq and is a predicted model, not a curated record. Bases 297 to 812 code for a protein of 171 amino acids. Lineage: Eukaryota; Fungi; Basidiomycota; Agaricomycetes; Boletales; Suillaceae. The transcript has 5 exons.